Messenger RNA from Centruroides sculpturatus (bark scorpion), 489 nucleotides. Its product is annotated as maternal embryonic leucine zipper kinase-like. The annotation marks the transcript as partial. The transcript is spliced from 4 exons. The record is from RefSeq and is a predicted model, not a curated record. Gene Ontology annotation, molecular function: tau-protein kinase activity; ATP binding; protein serine/threonine kinase activity. Gene Ontology annotation, biological process: intracellular signal transduction; microtubule cytoskeleton organization; protein phosphorylation. Lineage: Eukaryota; Metazoa; Arthropoda; Arachnida; Scorpiones; Buthidae. Gene Ontology annotation, cellular component: cytoplasm.
UUUGUUUUUAUAGGAGGCUUUGCUAAAGUUAAAUUAGCAAUACAUGUGUUAACGGGAGAGAAAGUUGCUAUUAAAAUUAUGAACAAAAAGUCUCUUGGGGAGGAUCUGCCUCGUGUGAAAUUAGAAAUCAAAGCACUGAAAGAUCUCAGUCAUCAACAUAUUUGCAGAUUGUAUGAAGUAAUAGAAACACAAAAUGAAAUAUUUCUUAUUCUAGAGUAUUGUCCAGGUGGAGAGUUGUUUGAUUAUAUAGUAGUAAAAGAUAAGUUAGGAGAAAAAGAAGCAAGGCAUUUCUUUCGCCAAAUUGUUUCUGCCAUUGCUUAUAUUCAUAAUGAAGGUUAUGCUCAUAGGGACCUCAAACCUAUAAGUAAAUAUGAUCUGAAUAGUUUAAGGCCACAUACAUGUAGAGAUGAUAAUGGUGGAACGAGUACAAAAACAAAGAUUAGAGUUAAGUCAAUUGCUCCUAUCUCUCUAAAUUACAGCUUAGUAUAA